Angiostrongylus costaricensis is the source of this 393-nucleotide messenger RNA. NCBI's taxonomy places the organism in Eukaryota, Metazoa, Nematoda, Chromadorea, Rhabditida, Metastrongylidae. The record is from the annotation of a GenBank genome assembly.
AUGAAGUCACUCGAUUGGGAUGAGAAAGGCAUACGUAUUGAGGGAAAAUUCCUAUCAAACCUUCGGUUUGCCGACGACAUUGUCAUCUUCUCAAGAAGUACUAGCGAAGCAGAAGUGAUGAACAACGAGCUCAACGAAGCGGGGAAAAAGACCGGACUUCGCAUCAAUCGAAAGAAGACCCAGUUCAUGAUAAAUCCAUGGUGCGAAGGCGAAAAAAUUGAAUUGGAUGGCUCUCUCAUUGCAGAGGCCACCUCGUACGUUUACCUUCGGCGAUCAAUGAACAUGGAAAACAACAUAAACGAGGAACCAGAUAGAAGAAGUAGAGCAGCUUGGGCCUCUCAAAGAAGCCACCGACCAACCGAAGGACCCGAAAAUCCGCGCUCAUCUUUUUGA